Doryrhamphus excisus (bluestripe pipefish) is the source of this 6584-nucleotide messenger RNA. The record is from RefSeq and is a predicted model, not a curated record. Lineage: Eukaryota; Metazoa; Chordata; Actinopteri; Syngnathiformes; Syngnathidae.
CACAGUCCCGAACCUACCUACCUACCUACCUGCCUACUUGGCUUUUCAAGCUUUGAUUGUGGACUCUUUGCAAAUUUUCCCUUAGAGGUCACAAACGGAAGCUCUGAGGCCGCAGUGGGUAAGUGGCGAGUGUCCUGCAGAAAUAAGAGACAGACAAUCAGGUAGUCAAGAAGGACCUUGGAUACUGUCAUGUCUGGAUCAGUACCCUUCUACCAGAAGCACCGCCGCCACUAUGACCGUGGCUACCGGUACCAAUCUGGCAGCAGAUACGCUGCUGGCGCCAGCAGCAGCAACAGCACCAGGGGACUUGAUUGGUCCUCAUCCUCUGGACUAGACAAGAGCCGACUGAGCCCAUUGCUCAAGAGACCCAAGCCUUCUUACUUGGCUGUGGACAAAGAGAACCACAUCAUUGGCUACGUGGUUCCCCUCUUCAGAAGCAGUCAAGACUUUGCUGCAGGAUAUUCCGACACAGAAGAAGCAAGGCGAAGGAACACUUCUUCAAACAUGGAGCACAGAGAUCUGUUUACCAGCAACCUGGAGAUGGAGAGGUCAGAGCAGGUCUCCAGGAAGGAAGCCAUGCGAGAGUCAGCCGAGCGCAUCUCCUUGAACAAAACAAUCCACGAGCAUGAGGAGCACUUUAAGCGCAUGAAUGAAGACAGCCUGAUGCACGCGCCGGAGUUUGUCAUCAAGCCUCGUUCUCACACCGUGUGGGAGAAGCAGUGCGUGCGUCUGCAUUGCACCGUGAGCGGUUGGCCUGACCCUCGGGUCGUGUGGUACAAAAACAACGUGGCUAUUGACCCUUUGACCAAUGCUGGCAAGUACAAAAUUGAGAGCAAAUACAGCGUGCACUCACUGGAGAUCAACAGGUGCGAUUUUGACGACACGGCCCAGUAUCGAGUCUCUGCCAUGAACUCCAAGGGAGAGUUGUCCGCCUUUGCCUCCAUUGUUGUAAAGAGGUUCAAAGGUGAAGUCGACGAGUUCCUGCCUGCUCCAAGACGGACCAGUUUUAAAGAUGGCCCAGUAUCCGAGUAUGGCAUCACCUUCCAAACUCACAUUGUGGAUAAGUUUGGUGUGUCCUUUGGGAGGGAGGGUGAAACCAUGAGUUUGGGAUGUACGGUCAUCAUCUACCCUGCCUUACACCGCUACCAGCCAGAGAUCCAGUGGUACAGAGAUGAUGUACUACUGUCUCCAUCUAAGUGGACCCACAUGCACUGGAGUGGGGACAAAGCAGCACUGACUCUCACACAUCUAAACAAAGAGGAUGAAGGACUUUAUACCCUGCGGGUCACCACCAAGUCUGGAUAUGAGACAUAUUCUGCCUAUGUCUUUGUUAGAGAUGCUGAUGCUGAAGUGGAAGGAGCACCAGGGGCCCCCCUAGAUGUGGGCUGUCUGGAUGCCAAUAAGGAUUACAUCAUUGUCACUUGGAAGCAACCGGCAGUCGAUGGCGGCAACUCUAUUCUGGGUUACUUUGUGGACAGAUGUGAGGUUGGAACGAACCACUGGAUCCAGUGCAACGACACUCCCGUCAAGUUCGCCCGAUUUCCCGUCACUGGCUUGGUCGAGGGCCGGUCUUAUAUCUUCCGUGUCCGCGCUGUCAACAAGAGCGGCAUGAGCCGUCCGUCACGGGUGUCUGAACCUGUGGCCGCCAUGGACCCGGCUGACCGCGCUCGAAUGAGAGGUACUUCUGCUCCUUGGACCGGCCAAAUCAUCGUCACAGAGGAAGAACCUGCAGAGGGUAUCGUCCCUGGAAGACCUCGUUCUCUGCAGGUUACAGAAGCAACCAAGAAUUAUGUGGUUCUGAGCUGGAAGCCGCCUGGUGAGAAAGGCCUGGAAGGUGUCAUGUACUACGUGGAGAAGUGUGUGUCAGGCACAGACACUUGGCAGAGGGUGAACACGGAGAUCCCCGUCAAAUCACCUCGUUUCGCUCUGUUUGACCUCGCCGAGGGGAACUCCUAUUGCUUCCGCGUCCGCUGCUGCAACUCCGCUGGCGUCGGCGAACCAUCCGACCCAACUGAGGCCACCACGGUUGGAGACAAGCUCGACACCCCAGCUGCUCCAAGCAAAGUCGUUCCUACGAGAAACACUGCCACAUCCGUUGUGGUAUCCUGGGAAGCCUCCCGGGAUGCUCAAGAGUUGGUGGGAUACUACAUCGAGGCGAGCGUUGUGGGUAGCAACAUCUGGGAACCCUGCAACAACAAACCUGUCAACGCGACAAGGUUCAUCUGCCACGGUCUGAUGACAGGAGAGAAGUACGUGUUCAGGGUGAGGGCUGUGAACGCCGCAGGACUCAGUCAGUUCUCUCAGGAAUCAGAAGCUGUGGAGGUGAAGGCUGCAAUCGCGACCCCCGCCCCACCGUUUGGCAUCACCGUGCUGGAAUGCGUACGUGACUCCAUGGUGCUGGCCUGGAAACAGCCAGCCUUCAUCGGCGGGGCUGACAUCACCGGAUACUUUGUGGAUUACCGUGACGUCAUCGACGGCGUACCGGGCAAGUGGCACGAGGCCAACAUCAAGGCGGUCAGCGAUCGGGCGUACAGAGUGACUGACCUGAAAGAGAACAGGAAGUAUCAGUUCCAGGUUCGGGCAGCCAAUAUUGCAGGCGUCGGCAUCCCAUCACUUCCCAGCGACACGUUCCUGUGCGAGGAGUGGACCAUUGCUGUUCCAGGACCUCCUCACGAUCUCGAACUCAGGGAGGUACGAUGUGACUCCAUGACGCUGCUAUGGAAACCGCCGGUGUACCAGGGCCGCGAUCCUGUCAACGGCUUCUACAUCGAUAUAAAGGAAGCUGAAGCUCCAGAGGAAGCUUGGAAAGGAAUCAACUCCAAGGCCACAGAGAAUACCUUCUUCAAGGUAAAGAAUCUAAAGGAGGGAGAGACCUACGUAUUCCGUGUGCGAGCUCAGAACCAAGCCGGUGUAGGAAACACUUCAGACAUCUCAGAGGCGGUCCAAGCUCUGACCAAACCAGGCACUAAGGAAAUAGUUGUGGACGUCGACGAUGAUGGGAACAUCUCUCUGAACUUUGAAUGUGGCAACCUGACCCCCGACUCCAAAUUCCUGUGGUGCAAGAAUUACGAGGACAUCUCCGACUCGUCACGUUUGACUGUGGAGACCAAAGGAAACAAGUCAAAGGUGACCUUCAGCAGUCCUGGAGAGGAAGACAUUGGCAUUUAUUCAUGUCUUGUCACUCACGCUGAUGGCGAUUCAUCCAGCUACACCAUCUCACAGGAAGAGUUGAAGAGGCUGCUGGAGAUCAGCCAUGAUCACAAGUUCCCCACUAUUCCGCUCAAGUCGGAUUUGGCCGUGGAGCUGCUGGAGAAGGGCAGAGUUCGCUUUUGGCUGCAGGCCGACAAGAUUUCAGCCAACGGCAAAGUGGAUUACAUUUUCAACGACAACGUCGUGUCUCAGGGGGAGAAAUACAAGAUGAACUUUGACAAGAACACCGGUGUGAUCGAGAUGAUCAUGGAGUCUCUGACACCAGCAGAUGAAGGCACCUUCACCUUUAAGAUGCAAGAUGGGAAAGCAACCAACCAGUCCAGUCUGGUACUGAUAGGAGACGUCUUCAAGGAUCUGCAGAAGGAAUCUGAGUUCCAGAGGAAAGAAUGGUUCCGAAAACAAGGUCCUCACUUUAUCGAGUAUUUGGGUUAUGAGGUGACACCGGAAUGUUGUGUUAUGCUGAAGUGCAAGGUGGGAAACAUAAAGAAGGAGACCUCGGCACUGUGGUACAAGGAUGGACGGGAGAUCAAGGCAGAUGAAAAUCUGGGAUUCACGGAAGGAGUGCUCAAACUGGAAAUAGCUCAGAUUUCCAAAAAGGAUGCUGGCGUGUAUGAGAUUGUUUUGAAGGACGACAGAGGAAAGGACACUUCAUCGCUAAAUCUGACCGACCAAGGUUUCAAAGACCUGAUGAAUGAAGUUUUCGACUAUAUUGCUAACUCUUCCACACCUUUGAAGAUCACCAGCACAGAUGAAGGCAUCCGUCUCUACACCUUUGUCAGCUACUACAAUGACUUGCUGCCGGUCACAUGGCAUUACAAGGAUUCAGCCAUCGCCUUCUGUGACCGCCUCAAGAGCGGCGUAGUGGGCGAUCAGCUGUGGUUGCAGAUCACCGAGCCCACUGAGAAGGACAUGGGCAAGUACGCUAUCGAGUUCAGCGACGGCAAGGGUGGCCUGAGACGGACAGUGGAGCUGUCGGGUCAAGCGUAUGACGAUGCUUUUGCCGAAUUCAAGAGACUCAAAGCUGCUGCUAUUGCAGAAAGAAACCGUGCUCGAGUGGCAGGAGGCCUUCCAGACGUGGUCACCAUCCAGGAGGGCAAGGCCCUCAAUCUCACCUGUAAUAUUUCGGGCGACCCUGUGCCGGAAGUGACCUGGCUAAAGAACGAGAAGGAGCUGACGUCAGACGAGCACUGCAUCCUCAAGUUCGAGUCGGGCAAGUUCGCCAGCUUUACCGUCACAGCGGUGAACACGUCGGACACGGGCAAGUACAGCAUCCUGGUGAAGAACAAGUACGGCACGGAGAGCGCGGACUUCACCGUAAGUGUCUUCAUCCCCGAAGAGGCGGGCGGCAAGAAAAAAUAAGCCGUUAAUAAUCCCAAACACGAGCUAUCCUGUUCCACCUCAGUCCUGUAGGAGUCGCUACAACAACAAAUUCCUCUGUCUGCAUUUUCAUCCAAUUCUUCAUCUAUGCUAAUGGCAACAAUCUGGCAAAGUUGAACUACUAACCUUAGCUAUAAUUCACGUGUAAAUAUCAAAUGUAUGCAUUUGAAGAAGUCAAUCAUGAAUGAAAAUGGAGUAAACAUGAAUCCAUGUGAUCAUCCCUGUCCAAAGUGGCUUCCACCUUCACCGUCACUCAUCUUUGCGUCUAUUUGUCACCUUCAUGUGACAAGGACUGCUUACCACUUCCUGUGAGACUAAUAAACAAACCCAGCAUGAAAUCCACCCCACAACCUUUGUUUUUUGUGACCCAUUCACCAUUUCCUUCACCCUCAGUGCACAUUUUUUGUAGACUCGGACGUCCCGAGGAUCACACCACCAGCAUGGAUACGAUCUCCACUCCCUCCCCCCAGCAACGGCGUACGCCAACCCUGAUACAAAUAUUUGUUCACUGGGUUAUUUCUUUGUGAUGUCACUGAAAGAAAGACGUGUUAUAUGGGACAAAAUCACCUGAACAAGCCAGAUAUUAUUUAUAAUUGUCAUCUUGUAGUACCAGCGAUGGGAAAACUUACUUCCUUUAACUGACUGGAGGUCUUAUGUGUGACCGACUGAAGUUUAUGGAGUACUAGAGUCUUUGUCAAACACAUAUAGGUCAGUGAAAGUGGAGUCCUCAUUGAGGACUUGUGAGUCAGUGAAACUUGAGUCUAUGUUGAGCACCCGUUGGUCAGUGAAACUCUCAUCGUCGAGCACCCGCAAUUAAGUGAAAGUCUUGACAAACUUGAGUUUUUGUCGAGCUCCUGUCAGCCAGUAAGACUCAAGUCUUAGUUGAGCCCACAUGGAUCACUGAAAUUCAAGUCUUGAUCAACUUGUGCGUCGGUGAAACUUGAGUCUAUGUUGAGCACCCGUGGGUCAAUGAAACUCGAGUCCCCGUUGAACACCCACAAGUCAGUGAAACCCGAGUCUUUGUCAAACACCAUUGAGUCAGAGAAACCUGAGUCCUCGUCGAACACCCAUAAGUCAGUGAAACCCGAGUCUUUGUCGAGCACCAGUGAGUCAGUGAAACUUGAGUCCCGGUUGAACACCUAUAAAUCAGUGAAACCCGAGUCCUCAUUGAGCACCCAAAAGUUAGUGAAACUCAAGUCUUGUGUCAAGCACCAGUCAGUCAGUGAAACUCAAGUCUUUGUCGAGCACCAGUGAGUCAAUGAAACCGGAGUCUUUGUUGAGCACCCAUAAGUCAGUGAAACCUGAGUCCUCUUCAAGCACUCAUUAAGUCAGUGAAGUCAGAGUCUUUGUCGAACACUAGUGAGUCGUUGAAACUCGAGACCUCGUUGACAACUUGACAGUAAUGGGAAAACUUCCUGUAACUGGCUGGAGGUCUUAUGCGUCACCCACUGAAGCUGAGUACUCAACUCGAGUAUUGAGUACUCGAGUCUUUGUCAAACACAUAUAAGUCAGUGAAACCUGAGUCCUCGUCAAGCACCCGUAAGUCUGUGAAACUCGUGUCUUUGUCGGGCAACAGUGAGUCACUGAAACUUGAGUCUUUGUCGGGCACCAGUGAGUCAGUGAAACAUGAGUCUUUGUCUGGGAAUCUAUGACACACAUCGUUCAUCUCUACUCUGUAUCUGUGAUUCUCGUCAUUUAUGCUUUUUUGAAAGAAAUGAUGCUAGUUCGGUAGCUAUACACCAAAUAUUGUGUGACUCCACCUCAGUAGUAACGGGAACCGGGUACUGCUGUACAUGACUCAUCCAAACCCUUGCUUCACGGCUUUAUUCGUACGUAAAUAUUAGAUGUCCUGAAAUGGGUUUUAAAUCAUCAUUCAUGGUUUUGGGUGGUCAAGUUUGACGGCAUUGGACUUGACAGGUAAGUAAUGGAACCUCUUGGUUGAUUAUGGGAUUUUUUUUUCCAAAUAUUCUUUGUUUAUACGUAUUUGUUUUGUCUCU